AUUUUGGCUGACAAGCAAGAACACACAGCACAAAGCAUCCACUCUCAGUUUUGACAUUUAUACAUAAAUGGAAGCUCAGAAUAUCUUUUUCUGAUUUUUGCUCAUUCGGAUAUAGCAUUUGGAGUGGCGAGUCGUAUCAUCAGAAUGAUGUCAAAUGUCAUGGAUUUAGCAGUGGAUGUAUGUCCAACUGAGGAUGCUCUUGGUGCCUUGUUAGAGUACCUGGUUGAUCCAAAGCUACCUUCAGAAUCUGCUGCAAGGACCACUCCAACACAACUUGAGCAGGAAUUAAUUGGAAAACAGGUUCAUGCUGUUGUAUUAGUCUACAACUAUUACUACCGGAAGCAGCACCCGCAUAUAGAGUUUCUAGGUUUUGAGAACUUCUGCAAAUUAGUUGUAAUUCUGAGACCUACUUUAAUGGUAUAUCUGAAAUUAAUGCAACUUUCCAAUGAGACUGAGCUGGACGACCUGGUAAAAGACCUUUCAGUGGCCGAGAACAUGAUAAUGAAUGCAUGUGAUAUUUCAACAAGCCUAGAUGCAUCAAAAAAUGCUCCAAGCACUGAGGGAUUGCCAAUUUCCAAGGUUGCAGUUUUGCUUACAGACUCCAAGAACAAGAAUUGCUUGCUGAAAUUUGGUUCCAUCACUGAAGGAGUUUGGUCUCUGAUAGAGAAAGAUGUGGAUCUCUCCUAUAAAACUUCCUUGGUUUCAAUUAACCCGGAGCCUGUAAGCAAGAAGAAAAGAUUUAUUAAAAAACCUGUGAAAAAUGGGCCAGAUGCUGAUGAUGCUGGCCUUCAGAAACUUGCAUAUUCUGUAGUCAAGGAAAUUACAGGUAUUAAUCAGGAUGCCCUUUUGAUUUUGGAGAGCCAUGUUGUGUAUUCCACAAGCAAAGAAAAAGCAGCUACACGCUUUUAUAUAAUGCAGUGCACCCAACCAGAAAACAAUGAAAUUACCCAAGUUCUCAUUAGAGAUGCUCUGAACAGUUUGCAGGGUCCUCUGUUUGUACGAAAUUCUAGCCAAUGGAUGCAUACCUCAGUUGUGGAAUACUUCCAUUUGCUUCCUUAUGCUAAAAUUCUCUUAGAUUGGCUUUCCGGUAGGGAGUCCGGUAAUCCGCAAGUUCAAAAAUCAGGGCCAGAAACCAUCAGUAUCGACUCUUCCAAGAGAGUAGAUAGACCUUGUUUUCUCGAAGCUCCAAAAAGUUCGCAUGGAGAGCAUCUACAAAGCAAGGAAGGAUCUGGAUCAACAAAGCAGUAUGAUGAUGAUGGACCUUAUGCUGUUGAUUUUCCUGAAGAUUGUGAUACAUCCUGCAAAAUGGAUGUAGAUGAAUCUCUUGUGGUUCAUGACCGAACUAAGGUCAAAGGCACAAAUGGUGUUAAGAUGGCAAGCUCUUUGAAGAGGCAGAAAAUUACCAGAGAUGGACCUGCUGCCAAUGGAAACAAGAACUGCAAAAAGUCCUCUUCAGAUCAAGAUGGGGUAGCAUUAAAUGGCAAUGUGAUGGUUAAAAAUCAUUCAAAAUCCAAUGACCUUGACAAAAUACGAAGUGUCAUAGCUUCAAAAGAUAAGGAACUUUCGCAGGCUGCGGUGAAAGUUAUCUUAAGCAAAAGAGCUAAAUUGUGUUUACAGCUGCGAGAUAUAGAAGAUCAGAUUGCUCAGUGUGAUCAAAAUAUCAAGAUAAUUUCGAAUGGUGGAGAAGGUGAUUUGGUCCUUAAAAUAGAAACUCUUAUAGAAUGCUGUAAUGACAAAUUCCUAAGAAUUCCACCCCAAGAAAUUCAACAUUGCAACGAUCAAUACUCUACUCCAUCAAUAGAAAGUACUAGAUUGCCUGCCAAUGGGACCAAGAAGCAAAAUCCAUGUCAGGAACUGGAUGAGUUAUGCUAUCAAAAGAAUUGGAUACUACCAACAUACCGUGUAUCUGCUCUAGAUGGUGGAUUUGAAGCUGGUGUAACUGUGAAAGGAAAAGAUGAUGAGUACUCAGCUGGUGGUGAUGUGCAAUGCCAUCCACAUGAAGCAAGAGAAUCAGCUGCUAAGCAGAUGCUGUAUAAAUUGCAAACUUGUCAACUUCCAGCAGACAUCUGAGGUUCAGACAUGAAGAAUCUCAAUUUUUGGACAGUGGAUUUAGGACCAUUAGUAAUAUCACAAAAAAUAGAUUACGAAACUAUUAGCUUGAUAUUAAGUUGUUUCUCCUAAUCCCCAAAAAGAUAGAUGAAGGGGAAGGGGAAGAAAAAAGAAAUCAUAGUUUAACCAGCUCAGCUUAACCUGUCACUGGCCAAGCGCCAUACUUGUCUAAACUAAUAGACACUUUACUACUUGAAAAGAAAUUAAAAUUUGGAUUAAAUUAA
Messenger RNA from Mercurialis annua (annual mercury), 2333 nucleotides. RefSeq lists its product as uncharacterized. The record is from RefSeq and is a predicted model, not a curated record. Lineage: Eukaryota; Viridiplantae; Streptophyta; Magnoliopsida; Malpighiales; Euphorbiaceae. The coding region runs from base 145 to 2070 and encodes 641 amino acids. The transcript is spliced from 11 exons.